Messenger RNA from Symbiodinium sp. CCMP2592, 3069 nucleotides. The record is from the annotation of a GenBank genome assembly. NCBI's taxonomy places the organism in Eukaryota, Dinophyceae, Suessiales, Symbiodiniaceae.
AUGUUCGUUUUCCGUCUGCCUUCUCAGGCCCGAGGGUCGAAGCUUGAGCUGGAAGUCCGGAAAAGGCAGCGUGGGACGCUGGGAACAUUUGAGCUGUGGGAUCAGCUUUCUCUUCAACGUUGGGAUCCGGGAUCACCAUUGGGAUUCAUCUUUCUUUACAGAUCUUUGAUCUUCAGUGACGGGGUCACGAGCUACCAGGGAUCUACUGGGUUCCAGCUACCAUGGGCUGCAAUUCCAAAGUUCAUUCCUGGAACGACAGAUGUGACGGAGUACAGCAGGAAGCUAGAAUUCCUGGCGGCCAUGUGGCCGAAGGAACAUUUGAGUCUGCUCGCACCUCGAGCAGCUCUUCAAGUGGAGGGCACGGCCUUCAAGAAGAUCGCCAGUUUGCCACCUGACAAGCUGAAGAGCAACGACGAAUCAGGCAUUAAACUGCUGGUAUCGACGCUGGGAGGAUCAUGGGGCAAAACAGACCUUGAAGCAAAGUAUGACGUGUUUGAAAAGGCCUUGUAUGGAACCGUACAGAAGCAGGACGAGACCAACGACAGCUACUUGGCCCGGCACGAUGUACACUUUGAGGAGCUGUUAGCUCAGAGCGUGACGUUUGAGCAGGUGCGUGCCUACAUUCUGUUGCGCCAAUCGCAGCUUACAGCAGAGGAUCGCCAGAAAAUCAUCUUGGAGCUGGGUGGUAGCCUGGAUUACAAGAGGGUUUGUUCGUCGAUCAGGCUUCUGGGAUCUCGGUUCUUUGCCGACCUGCAGGGACAGCGCGUGCUAAAGUCCAGAACCUAUGAUGCCAAUGUGGCUGAGGAGCCUCCGCCAGAGGAAGGGGACCGGACCCUUCCCACGAUGAUGGCAAGCGCUGCUAUCGAGGAGGCCGAAGUGGAGUUGGACGAUGGCUUCAUUGAAGCCAUGGUAGCCACCGAAGACCAGGAUGCCUUGCAGGUUCAGGCGUUUGAGGAGGAACUUGAAAACUUCUUCCAGGAUACACCGGAGUUGCAGGAGGCAUUGGUGAGCUACAUGGAGGCACGCGGCAGACUGCUGGCCAAAAAGAAGUCCCGCGGCUUCUGGCCGAUCGGUGGAAGCAAAGGAGCCUCCAAGGGAGGCCGCGGAUUCAAGGGUGGCGGCAAGGGAAAGGGCAAGCACCGUGAGCAGCUCCUGGCCCGAAUUGCCCGAUCCAACUGUCGAAUCUGCGGGGAACGAGGACAUUGGAAAGCAGAAUGUCCCCGUCGGAAAUCGAAUCCGACCGGCGAGGCAACCACGACCGUGGCCGAAGCCUUUGUGGAUGUCUCCAACCUUGCUUCCUCAUCCGAUCCCGCCGCCUCUCAGGAGAUUUUGACCAGCCUGCCAGCAGAUGCUUUGACCUUGGAGGAGGCCUUGUGUGUCAAUUCCGACCUACCUUCUAAGACCGUUGCCAGCUUGGGAGCUCGCCUUCUCAGGCUGCGCGACCCGGCUUCGAAUCUCAGUAUGGCCGAAGUCGAGGAACUCAGCCUCGAGAAACACGGGGCCUUUCUCAUCGACUUCGGGACGAAGAUGAAGGGACGCAGCUAUCUGGAUUGCGUGGAAGAGGCUGCGGAUUGGACCAAAUGGUUCGUGGAGCAUUACCACGAUUCAUCGAAAAGAAAUCAUCGGAUCUUCCUGAGCUUUGUGGAAAAAUAUGUGAGUCAGGCCGAGCAAAUCGAGGUCGCCCUCUCUGGCGAGCCAACGGUUGUGAUGACCGGCGCGCCUUCCAAGGCUCCAAUCGCAAGCAAAGCCGCUCCAAAGGCUCUCCCCAAGGCCGGAAAUCCGGAGGUGCCGUGGGAGCUUCUGGAAGAUCCCCCGAUCCACGAUCAAGUGGCGUCCCUGAGCAAUCGGAUGGUUCAGAUGGAGCAGGUGAUGCAAGAGAUGAUUGUGGCAAUCCGCCAGCUGUGCCGUGGCACCUGUUUGCCAAUCCGAAUGCCCGAUGCUGCCAUGAGCCCCAACCUUGAGGGCUGGGCUCCACCUCCCGUACCCAUUCACGGUCGAAUUGAGAGACACGGGGACAUAGCCCUGCAGCAGGUUUUCAAUGCAAAGAAUGCCAAAGGCUAUGCUCCAGAGCAGAUCGUGCUUGGAAAGUCGGUCCGUGUUCCCGGAAGCGUUUCUUCCGACGAAGAGCUGAGUUCGCAUUCGCUGACCGAAGGUGCUGAUCUUGAAGCCGAGGUCAUCUGCCAAGAAGGACAGUCUGUUGUUUGGGUCGCACAUGGAUCUACGAUCUUGCGCUGUGCACCCGAAAACCUGCGUCCCGCUUCGUUGCGGGAGUGGCAAAGCUUAUCCUCGAACCAACCUGAUGAGCUUUCCACGCGGACUGGUGGAGCCAGCACUUUUGUAGACCUGACCGCACCCAAUCCCGAGAUCACCGUUGGUGUCCCAACUCAGCCGGCACCAAGUUCCUCUGUCAGUCCGAUUGAAGUAGCUGUUCCAGCACCCGUUCCUCAGUCUGGCUCCUCUGCAGCUCAGGGAAGCGGAGAAUCCGAGGCAGACCUUGGUCAGCCUGAACAAGAACUGACGCCUCAGGUCAGCAUUCAAACGGAACUUCCUGCUUCCCUUGAUGCGCCCGAAGUUGAGCGCGAUACCGCAGCUCCUUCGGCUCCGAUGCAGCCGACUCCGGAAUCUAAUCCUUCAGCCCUUUUGGAUGCGACAGCCAUCCCUGUGCCCGGCACUGAUGAAGGUCUGUUUUCAGAAACUGUGUUGUUGGCCACUAAUCCCCUUGACACCCUAGAUCCUGUGUGCGAUGAUCUGAUGGAGUUCACUACCCUCCAUACCAGCGCCGAGUUUGAGGGCCCUCCUCUAGCUGAAGAUAAUCUCCCCUUCGUUGAGAAGCCCUUGGAAUGCUCUGAGCACCAGGCUUUCUGUCUUGAUGUUCCGAUCAAACCGAAAGAUCUCAAACGCUGGGCACAGGAAGCUGCCCCAGAGCAACUGGCCACUUUGGCUGCGGUAAGUAAGCGUGCUAGGGCCGAGGUUAGCGUUAAGGAUUUGUCUCCUCAAGAAAUGAAACUCUUCGAACAGGCCAAGGCCAAGGAGUUGCAAUGCUGGGUGCAGACCUCUGCGAUUCGGUAA